Molecule: messenger RNA, 1827 nt
Organism: Paramacrobiotus metropolitanus
Lineage: Eukaryota; Metazoa; Tardigrada; Eutardigrada; Parachela; Macrobiotidae
Exons: 5
Coding region: 36-1652 (538 amino acids)
Biological process (GO): central nervous system formation; innate immune response; regulation of Toll signaling pathway
Cellular component (GO): extracellular region
Molecular function (GO): Toll binding; growth factor activity
Source: RefSeq, a predicted model, not a curated record
UAUUUACCGCUACAGCAGCGCAAUAUUGUGAUCACAUGGAUUGGUCAAAAUUUACCGCUAUCUUGUCAGACGGACAACUAUUGCACCAAACAUGUAUCUCCGCAAUUGUGACAUUUUUACUAUUUUUAACUGGGAUUCUACCGCUGGCGAAAUGCACAACCGAUCACGCCAUCUUUUUCCAGAAUAAUCAGACAGCCGCUGGAAAAAACCACAGUCAACCGACUGUGUGGUCAGCCGUGCGACCAACACCGUCGAAUAUGUUGUUUAUGGGGUAUCAGCAUAAUUAUUUCAGUUAUCCAGGUGGCCAACAGCCUGUACAACCACCGUACGCCUCCGGUUUUGGCCCACUGAAUCCCAGUACGAAUUUCAAGCCCGAACCGUUUGCUAAUUUGAAACUGGAAUCCAGCUAUAAGACAUCGAAAUCGGCCAGUCAGAAUCGCAAAAAUCACUUGAUGUUCGCCGGGUUCGGCAAUUAUGGGAAUAACAUUAUGAAUGAUUACGAUGUCGCUCCGUCGGAAACGAAUGAGCGGGCUUCUGUUGAUUCGACCAAUUCCAAUAAGAAGUUCGAUACCAUUUAUGGACUGAAUACCGGCACUUCGUAUACACCGGCAUGCGUGCGCAGCCAACUGCAGACUAUUUGUCUGGAUGACCCCUUCUAUCCAACAGAUUCCAUUAAAGACGCCAUUACCCACCACCAAGUUGAUUUCGCCAAAUUAUACGCUGAAGUAGCCUUUCAAAGUGCGGAUAACCUUUGCGAUGGGCUGACGCGGACCGAAGAAGAAAAAUACUGCAACGUGUUUUCUCAGAUCCAUCCCAUUAGUGCUGCAAAUUCUUGGUCAUCAAAUAUGGGAUAUGUGGCCGACGCGACAUCGUCCUUCGACAGUCUCCGAACUCGCACACAGACGACACACACCCAAGCAACCGCGGAGUCGACAAACGGUCGCGGAUACGUAUGCGCGUCAGUAAUACAUUAUGCUCGUAUAUUACGCGCCAAAAACCACCGAGGGCAAUGGAGGAUUGUGGUAAAUAUUCCCGGUUACACGCAAACCUCCCGGAUGGAAGAAUGCACGAGGCCGCUGCAGCGGUGUCAGUACUUAUCGCCAAAAUUAAAUAGCGCGUGUGUCCAAAAGUGGAAUUUUCAGCGAAUGCUUGUCUGGGACAAGUACAACGGAUUUGAAAUGGAUAUUUUCAGGAUACCGGUAGCGUGCUCGUGUUUCAUCCGGCCGCGCAACAGCAACAGCGUUAUGAACUUCUUUCCCAGUGUCAAUAACAUGGCACCACCGGUCGCCGCGGCGGAGAGUCCCCCUUCACCAUCACUUCCCGCCAAAGCCGCCAGUAUUCCCAGUGUUGUAGUACAAUCGGCAGCAUCCAAUUCUUUGUCCGUUGUCACGGAAAACCCGCUGCUCGUUAACCAACAGCUGCACCACAACACCAUCGACCAACAGCAGCAACAACAGCAGGUGCUCCAGCUGCCAUAUAAGCCGUAUGGUUUCGCGGAAAUGCUACCGGAAGCAUCACACAUCUAUCCCUACUGGUCAUUGGGAAAUCUGCUGCCCUAUCAUGAAAUCCGAGUGGGACACGGCUUACAUCCGGCAGCCAGCUUGUUUGUCGAUUCGAACGACUACUACAAUGCCGGCUAUGGUCGCGCAUGACCGCACCCACACCUACUUAACUGUACAUGUAAAUAUGUAAUAACCGUUACACCGAUAAUCAUAUUUAUGGCGAAGGAAUAGCACCGGGCCACCGGCACAUUAGUUUUAACGAUACUGCCUGUUUUCAUCUGCUUAUUAAUUAUUCAGAUUUUAGUUUGCUAUUGGCGUAGAAAAG